This is a messenger RNA of Plutella xylostella (diamondback moth), 2678 nucleotides long. It is a transcript of the gene CCT1, whose product is annotated as chaperonin containing TCP1 subunit 1. Gene Ontology annotation, molecular function: ATP-dependent protein folding chaperone; ATP binding; ATP hydrolysis activity. Gene Ontology annotation, biological process: protein folding. The record is from RefSeq and is a predicted model, not a curated record. Lineage: Eukaryota; Metazoa; Arthropoda; Insecta; Lepidoptera; Plutellidae.
ACUGGCAACAAUUUCGAUAUUCCAUUUUCAAGAAUCAAAAAGUGUGACGGUGGUUUUGUGAUUUUUUCGUAUAUUUCUCAUAAAAAUGUCGACUUUAGCCGCCCCAUUAUCCGUAGCAGGGACUAGAUCGUCCGGAGCCUCCGUCAGAACACAAAAUGUAAUGGCUGCAGCGGCUAUAGCGAACAUAGUGAAGAGUUCUCUGGGACCAGUCGGCCUGGACAAGAUGUUGGUGGACGACAUUGGAGACGUCACCGUCACUAACGAUGGAGCCACUAUCCUCAAGAUGUUGGAAGUGGAGCACCCGGCUGCGAAGGUGCUGGUGGAGCUGGCCGCGCUGCAGGACGAGGAGGUCGGAGACGGAACCACCUCCGUGGUCAUCAUUGCUGCUGAGCUCCUCAAGAAUGCUGAUGAACUGGUAAAGAACAAGAUCCACCCUACCAGCAUCAUCUCUGGGUACCGUCUGGCUUGCAAGGAGGCCGUCAAGUACAUCCAGGACAACCUGACCGUGACGGUGGAGUCCCUCGGCAGGGGAGCCCUCAUCAACGCUGCCAAGACCACCAUGUCUUCCAAGCUGAUUGGAGCCGACUCAGAUUUCUUCUCCGAAAUGGUUGUCGACGCGGUCCAAGCGGUCAAGAUCACGGACGGUAGAGGCAACUCGGCCUACCCGAUCAAGGCUGUCAACAUCCUGAAGGCCCACGGGCGGAGCGCGCGCGAGAGCGUGUUGGUUAAGGGCUACGCUCUCAACUGCACGGUCGCGUCCCAGGCCAUGCCCAAGAAGAUAUUGAACGCCAAGAUUGCGUGCCUGGACUUCUCUCUGCAGAAGACCAAGAUGAAGAUGGGUGUUCAGGUUCUAGUCUCCGACCCUGAAAAGCUCGAAGCCAUCCGCACCCGCGAGCUUGACAUCACCAAGGAGCGUCUUCAGAAGAUCCUGGCCACCGGGGUCAACGUGAUCCUGUGCUCCGGAGGCAUCGACGACCUGUGCCUGAAGUACUUCAUCGAGAACGGAGCCAUGGGCGUGAGGCGGUGCAAGAAGGCCGAUCUGAAGAGGAUCGCUAAGGCGACGGGUGCUGCCUUCCUUACUUCGCUUACGAAUAUGGACGGAGAGGAAGUGUUCGAGCCCAGCAUGAUUGGAGAAGCCGCUGAGGUGGUGCAGGAGCAGAUCUGCGAUGACCAGCUCAUUCUCAUCAAGGGGCCGGCAGCGCGCACAGCGGCCUCGCUCAUCCUCCGCGGCCCGACAGACGCGUACUGCGACGAGAUGGAGCGCUCGGCGCACGACGCGCUGUGCGCGGUGCGGCGCGUGCUGGAGAGCGGGCGGCUCGUGCCGGGCGGCGGCGCCGUCGAGGCCGCCGGGAACAUCUACCUCGAGAACUUUGCUACUACGCUCAGUUCCCGCGAGCAGCUGGCCAUCGCGGCGUUCGCGCAGGCGCUGCUGGUGAUCCCGAAGACGCUCGCCGUCAACGCGGCCAAGGACGCCACCGACCUGGUCGCCAAGCUGAGGGCCUACCACAACACCUCGCAGACUAAGGUCGAGCACGCUAACCUCAAAUGGGUAGGUCUGGACCUGGUAGAAGGCACCCUGCGGGACAACCUGGCCGCCGGAGUCCUAGAGCCCGCGAUAUCCAAGAUCAAGUCUCUCAAGUUCGCCACAGAAGCCGCCAUCACCAUCCUGCGUAUCGACGACAUGAUCAAGCUAGACCCAGAACAGUCCAAGGGAAGGAGUUACGAAGAUGCCUGCAAUGCUGGGGAACUGGACUAAGCGGAUUUGUAAACAGAUCUCAGUGCUUUAGUGUAAGGAUUGUGCGUUUAUGAAGGUUUAGGAAGGCUGCAGGAUUGCUUAUUAAUUUCUGCUAUUGUAUUACACAUUGAUAGGUAUUUUUCAAAAUAUAAAGUUUAUUUCCCGGUAGGACGCUGUCCACAAAGUUAAUGCUCAGAUAGGCUUCGAAAUGCAAUCAAAUUCUUACGUUUACGGUGCUUUGAUUCAGUAUUGUAUUAUAAUCUCUUCGUUUGUCUAUGUGUUCUCGCUGGUCGACAGUGCUGAGAUCAAGUUAUUGAAUAUUACUUGAUUAUUAUAUCAAGUAUGAUAAGUGCCUAAGCUUUAUUUACUGCGGUUUGAGAUACAUAGCUGCCUUGGAACCACCACGGAAAGAGAUGGUAUCAGUUAUGACUGGUGUUCAAAGAACUAUGAUGAUGUUUGACUAUAGUUUAUAUUCACUCAAUCUGCCUGUACAUUAAAUUGUUCGUGGUAGGGUCACACUAUUCUCCAGAAUGUAAUGAUAUAGGGUUGCUUAUGUUUUUUUUUAAUUUUAUACAGAGUUAUUACAAACUAUUAAUCUGUUCAUACCAUUUCCAAGGCAUUUAAAUGAUUUAGUUAGUCAUGUAUUUCAAAUAUUUAUAAGUUGAAGUUACAAUAUUUUCUUAUGUACCUUUUUAACCCAGUUUGUUUCACGUUAAUGGUAACUUUGUUUCGAUUAUGUCAGGGUUCGAAAUUGCUCGUCACAAUAACUUAUUCAUGUUUGUUUAACAAAAACUCUUUGUAAGAGGAUUAAAACAUGUAUAAAAUUUAACCCAUUUCGGUUAAUUGCUUUUAACUUAGUUUACAUUGCGCUAGAGUGUGUCGGAAUUAUGUUUCGACACCACAAUAUUGAUACAAUUAAUUAAUUAAAAGUAAUUUUAAUAUA